Molecule: messenger RNA, 2025 nt
Organism: Cantharellus anzutake
Lineage: Eukaryota; Fungi; Basidiomycota; Agaricomycetes; Cantharellales; Hydnaceae
Product: general substrate transporter
Exons: 22
Coding region: 42-1742 (566 amino acids)
Biological process (GO): transmembrane transport; carbohydrate transport
Cellular component (GO): membrane
Molecular function (GO): carbohydrate:proton symporter activity
Source: RefSeq, a predicted model, not a curated record
CACUCAGGUCACACUUAUUUCCUUCUUCUCGUCCUUGCGACAUGGUCCUUGCGAUAGCUGGGGUUCCUGGAGCAAAAAGCAAGAUGGUGGGGCAGCCGCUGUUAUAUGCCAUCUCCAUCUUCGCUAGCAUCGGCGUGUUCUUGUUUGGCUAUGAUCAGGGGGUCAUGUCCGGUAUUAUAACGGGCCCAUAUUUCCUCGCCUACUUCAACCGGCCCAGUCGAUCGAAAAUAGGGACUAUGGUGGCCGUUCUAGAAAUCGGGGCUUUUAUUACAUCUGUGUUGGCAGGCCGAUUGGGAGACAUUCUUGGUAGGCGACGUACCUUGUUCUUCGGCGCCAGUGUGUUUGUGCUCGGAGGCGCAAUUCAGUCUGGGGCGACUAGCUAUGGCAUCAUGGUACUCGGACGACUCGUGAGCGGCGCUGGCGUUGGCCUACUAUCGACGAUCGUUCCGAUAUAUCAAAGUGAGGUAUCCCCGGCGGACCAUCGAGGAAAAUUGGCAUGCAUCGAAUUUACUGGGAACAUUAUCGGUUAUGCGUCUUCUGUUUGGUUAGAUUAUUUUUGCUCAUUCAUACAGUCCCACAUGGCAUGGAGACUUCCACUUCUCAUGCAAUGUGUAAUUGGGUCUAUCCUCGCAAUAGGAUCUCUACUCAUGCCCGAAUCCCCUAGGUGGCUCAUUGAUCAUGACUUUGAUGAGCUCGGGAAGGCAGUAAUUGUUGACCUUCAUGGAGGUGAUUACGAUAACCCUGAAGCUUUACGUGAGUUCCAGGAAAUAAAAGAAGCUGUGAUGCGGGACCGUGAAUCCCCAGACCGUUCAUAUGCUAUGAUGUGGAAAAGAUACAAAGGGCGCGUGCUACUGGCGAUGUCUGCGCAGGCGUUCGCCCAGCUGAAUGGGAUAAAUGUGAUCUCAUACUAUGCACCACUUGUAUUCGAACAAGCUGGAUGGAUCGGAAGGGAUGCACUUUUGAUGACUGGCAUCAAUGCCUUAAUAUAUAUCGCUAGCACCAUUCCGACGUGGUAUCUAGUUGAUAUGUGGGGGCGGAGGAUUAUUCUCAUCUCAGGAGCUGCUGUGAUGUGCAUAGCCCUGUCAGCAACUGGCUGGUGGAUUUAUGUUGACCAGCUUAUCACACCAAAAGCUGUGGUAGUAUGCGUUAUAAUUUUCAAUGCCGCUUUCGGCUACAGCUGGGGGCCGAUGUGCGUUGCUUUCUUAUUUUACCUUGGAUGUGAACACGCUGACAAAGAAAUUACGCAAAGUCCUUGGCUCUAUCCUCCCGAGAUUAUGCCUUUGACAGUCCGAGCGAAGGGCGUAUCCCUAUCAACGGCUACUAAUUGGGUAUUCAAUUUCAUCGUCGGCGAGGUUACCCCUUCGUUACAAGAACUGAUCGGCUGGAGACUCUAUACCAUGCAUGCAUUCUUUUGUGCCUGCAGUUUAAUCCUGGUCUAUUUCUUGUAUCCUGAAACCAUGGGUGUGCCUUUAGAAGAAAUGGAUGCAGUGUUUGGUGAAGAAGACAUCCUGAGUGAUGAUGAUGAUGAUGACGACGACGAAGACGAAGACGACGGUCUCUCAGAAACCACCUCAUUGGUGCGCGAUGCAAGUGAUGCCUCAUACAGUAGUCCUCGCGAGGGUCCUCGUUCACUGAGCCCUGUCGGCGGUGAUAACGCAAAACGUAGUAGAAGAUGGUUCAACGUUUUUCGGGCUCCUGGGAAAGCCCACUAUACCCCAGUACAAGGGAGCGAAGUGGGCUAGAGAUCCAUCAGCAUAUCCUCAUCAUCACGUUGCCCGACACUUCUUGCCUCGUUACCUUACGCAUCCCAUGUCUCGCUUAUGCAAGGCAGACUUUCUCUGAAUAAGGAACAAGCUGGCGGUCCUAUAUCGAGACACAGCUAUCGUGUAUUCAUACAUAAUGCUUUAUUCCCUUGGCUUGAGUCCGUGGAACCGGUGCUAAAUGUGCUAUGUAUGUGGUUUGCAAGUGACCAGUAGGGGGCGGGCAGUUUACUCCGGAAGAAUAUGACGAGGCAGCACCUCACUU